Messenger RNA from Mugil cephalus (flathead mullet), 3815 nucleotides. It is a transcript of the gene dpysl3, whose product is annotated as dihydropyrimidinase like 3. Gene Ontology annotation, molecular function: hydrolase activity, acting on carbon-nitrogen (but not peptide) bonds, in cyclic amides. Gene Ontology annotation, biological process: actin crosslink formation. The transcript has 14 exons. Bases 40 to 2097 code for a protein of 685 amino acids. Gene Ontology annotation, cellular component: cytoplasm; cytosol. NCBI's taxonomy places the organism in Eukaryota, Metazoa, Chordata, Actinopteri, Mugiliformes, Mugilidae. The record is from RefSeq and is a predicted model, not a curated record.
CCCUUUUUCUUCCACGGUCACUUGUGCAGGGCUUCCACCAUGGCAGAGCGCAGAGGAAACUGGGAAAAAGCGGAGGACGACCUGCCGGUUUACCUCGCCCGACCCGGCACUGCAGACCAGGUGCCCCGGCAGAAAUACGGCGGCUUGUUCUGCAGCGUCGAGGGCGCGUUCGAGAGUAAAACCAUAGACUUUGACGCCCUGAGCGUUGGGCAGAGGGGCUCCCGCACCCCGAGGAUCUCCAAGAGAGAGACCGCUCAGGAGGCGAGGAGCCCGGCGAGUGACAGCAAGAGCCUCCCCGCUGUGGAAAGUCUCGCUGCAGACAGGGAAGGAGGAAACGACCCAGCGCAGGUUGAGAUCAGGACCAGCGGUGGGAAAGAAGUGCUGCAGAACCUGGGAGAUGAAAAGAGCGACAGGCUUCUGAUCAAAGGCGGGAGGAUCGUGAACGAUGACCAGUCCUUCCAUGCCGACAUCUACAUGGAGGAUGGCGUCAUUAAGCAGAUCGGCGACAACCUGAUCGUGCCCGGUGGCGUGAAGACCAUCGAGGCCAACGGGAAGAUGGUGAUCCCCGGCGGCAUCGACAUCCACACCCACUUCCAGAUGCCGUACCGCGGAACCACAACCGUGGAUGACUUUGCUCAGGGGACCAAGGCUGCUCUCGCUGGUGGCACGACCAUGAUCGUGGACCAUGUGAUCCCAGAUCCUGGUGCAAGCCUGCAGGAGUCCUACGACCAGUGGAGGCAGUGGGCUGAUGAGAAGGCCUGCUGCGACUAUUCUCUCCACGUGGACAUCACCCACUGGAACGACAGUGUGAAGCAGGAGGUGGAUAAUCUGAUCAAGGAGAAAGGUGUGAACUCGUUCCAGGUCUACAUGGCUUACAAGGACUACUACCAGAUGAGCAACAGUGAGCUUUAUGAGGUCUUCACCUUCCUGGCGGAGAGGGGAGGCAUCGCUCAGGUCCACGCCGAAAAUGGCGAGAUCAUCGCUGAGGAGCAGGCCCGGAUGCUGCAGAUGGGCAUCACUGGACCAGAGGGACAUGUGCUGAGCAGGCCAGAAGAGCUGGAGGCGGAGGCGGUGUUUCGUGCCGUCACCAUAGCCAGCCAAACCAACUGUCCCCUCUACGUGACCCGCGUCAUGAGCAAGAGUGCCGCCGACAUCAUCUCACAGGCCCGGAAAAAAGGAAAUGUUGUGUUUGGGGAGCCAAUCACCGCCAGCCUGGGGACUGAUGGGACACAUUACUGGAGCAAGAAUUGGGCCAAAGCAGCUUCUUUUGUAACAUCACCUCCUCUAAGCCCUGAUCCAACCACACCAGACUAUCUGAACACACUGCUGUCCAGCGGAGACCUGAGUGUGACUGGCAGCGCUCACUGUACCUUCAGCGUGGCUCAGAAGGCCAUCGGCAAGGAUGACUUCACUCAGAUCCCGGAAGGUGUCAACGGAGUGGAGGAGAGGAUGGCCCUCAUCUGGGAUAAAGCUGUGACUACGGGUAAGAUGGAUGAGAACAUGUUCGUGGCCGUCACCAGCACUAACGCAGCCAAGAUCCUGAACCUGUACCCGCGUAAGGGCCGGAUCGCCGUGGGCUCUGAUGCCGACCUGGUCAUCUGGGACACAGACUCCAUUCGCACCAUCACUGCCAAGACACACAACUCGGCUGCUGAGUACAACGUCUUCGAGGGCAUGGAGCUGCGCGGAGCCCCACUGGUAGUGAUCUGCCAGGGGAAGAUUGUCCUGGAGGACGGGAACCUUCACGUCACCUCUGGAGUGGGCCGCUUCAUCCCCUGCUCUCCCUUCCCUGACUUUGCCUACAAGCGCGUUAAAGCCAGGAAGCAGCUGGCGGUCCUGAGGGCAGUGCCCAGGGGAAUGUACGACGGCCCCGUCUCCGAAUUCUCCAUGUCCCGUGGCGGCACCCCGUCCGCGUCUGCGCGCACUUCUCCGACCAAACAGCCCGUCAGAAACCUGCACCACCAGUCCGGAUUUAGUCUAGCAGGUAACCCUGCAGUAUGCGGCCCCCCCACCCCAGACGAGGUCCCCAUCAGGCCCGCCGGCCGGCGUAUCGUUGUGCCCCCUGGUGGCCGCUCAAACAUCACAUCUCUCAGUUAAACAGCAGGAAGAGAAAAAGGGGCACGCGUCCAGAAAACGGCAACAGCCAGAGGGUGGGAGGGAGGGGAGGGAGGGAUAGAGGGGAGGGAGGGACACCGGGGAGGGAGGAGGAGGAGGAGAUGCAGAGGACCAUGAUUAGUUAAAAGUUGAAAAAAAAAAAAAAGCAAAACACUGAAUCCUCAUGCCUUACCUGUCACAAUGCUACUAUGCUCGGAUGAGAACAGUAUCCCUUUUCCUGGGUAAUUAGAUAAUUGAGGUGGUUUUAAUUUUUACCAAAGCACAUUGAACACACUCAGAACAGAAAACACUACACCACACCACACCACACUACCUACCUACACUACAGGGACAAUAUGUUAACAACAGGACAAUAAACCAGUAAACCUCCACACAUUUAAUCAAAUGAAGAGACGGAAAACGGAUACUGCAUUUCUCAGAACGAUGCUGUGGUUCUUUCAUCCUGUUUGACUUUCAAUGUCACCCCCCCACUUUUCAGUAGCCUGCUUUCUCCAUAGUCAGCAACACUAGAUCCUAAAUUAGCCAUGUAAUAUCAUGCAGUACCAUUGGUUAACUCUAGGUGGCAUUGUAUAUAUAUAUAUGGUAGAUGUAAUGCUUUGUGAAUGACGUUGUUGCAGCCUGUUUGGGUUCACUGGACCAAGUAAGAGGUGUUUUAUCAAAUCAGAGAGCGGGAGAGCCGUGGGACGUGGAGCUGCAUGGGCCGCAUUAACAUGGGCGACGUGAUCCAGGAUCCUUUCGCCCUCCUCCUCUGAGGUGGUUUGAUGAAUACCGCUCCCAUGAUGAUAUGUUAUGCUCAUUAUUGAUGUUUAAAGAAGAAGAAGAAAAAAAAAAGGUAGACACAUCUGAAAAGAAUCUGUCAAGAAACAAAGAAUAAGACAAAAAAAAAAAAAAAAAAACGCUAGAAAGGAUUUUAACCCCAAAACUUUUAUGUCUGUUUUUUUAUUUUUUUUAUUUCCUGCACUCCAUCGCCGCUGUAUAAAAAUAACAUUGCAAAAAAAAAAAAGAAACCGUCCUUUGCAUUUGCUUCUAGCUUACGGGCUGCUCUCGUCACCUUGUGAUCAUCCCGACAAGAACCUGAACCUGAUCACGACAAGAAAUAAAACUGUCCCACAAAGUUCAACCAUAACAUUCAGCGGAGCGCUUUGCAACUGAGGGCACCUGCAAAAAUAGUAAGAAUAGUAAGAAAAAGAAUAGAUGAAACGAUUAAGUAACAAAAACCUGCUUUCAGAUAACAGCACUUCACUUCUUGCUUUUCUUUUUCAUUCCUGACCCACUAAUUCAACUAAUUCAACAUCAGCCUGAAUAUAACUGAGCCUGGCUGGGUUCAGUCUAAUGUUCUGAUUGUGUUAGGUGGUGGCGGGGGUGGGGGUUAGAGCUCGUUUUUUUUUUUUUUUUUUUUUUUUUUAAGUCUCUGCUGUUUCCUGAUAAGGCAGGGGAUUGCAGUGCAGUAAGGGAAGCUUUUAUUUUGUCGUCGCCCCACUGUGGGGGAAAGGAGGGAGGUUUUCAUUCGGCAGACCGGGGCAGGCACAAGUGGUGGUUUGUUGUAUUUAUGUUAGUUUGCCGACCUUUGUUACUGUUUUUUUCUUUUUUGUUGUUGUUUCUUUUUUACUGUUGUAUCAAAACCCAGAGAUGGCAGGUCAAAAAUAAGGUGUGGUGUGGAAGUAUGAUUUGUUUCCUGAAUAAACAUGAGUUGCAACUUA